Lutzomyia longipalpis is the source of this 7703-nucleotide messenger RNA. Its product is annotated as transcription initiation factor TFIID subunit 4-like. The coding region runs from base 271 to 3321 and encodes 1016 amino acids. Gene Ontology annotation, biological process: transcription initiation at RNA polymerase II promoter; DNA-templated transcription. NCBI's taxonomy places the organism in Eukaryota, Metazoa, Arthropoda, Insecta, Diptera, Psychodidae. The transcript is spliced from 10 exons. Gene Ontology annotation, molecular function: DNA binding; RNA polymerase II general transcription initiation factor activity; protein heterodimerization activity. The record is from RefSeq and is a predicted model, not a curated record. Gene Ontology annotation, cellular component: transcription factor TFIID complex.
GCAUGUGACACAUACACGGUGCGACGCAAGCGCCAAUAUUUCCGUCGAACGCCGCCUGAGCUUGAUAUUUUUCCCCCAAAACUCAGUUGUUUUCUCAUAAGUUUCCCACACGGAAAGUGCGUCCAAAGUGGCGAUUGUACUUUGAUGUUGACAAUGAGCAUCGCGGGCGCGUAGGUGCGGUGGAAUUGAGUGCGUACGGUGGGUGCAAAGGGGCUCAGUGGUGAGCUAAUAAAAUUUCACAAUGUACUACGUUUGCGUUGAGUUUACAAAAUGGCGUCGAUUAACAAAAUCGACGACACUUCAGCUCCACUGAGUGACGGCCGGGAGUCCGGGCAGGAGCUACAGCACAUACCCACGUCCCAUCAGGCGGGGCUGAGUGGCCAUCGUGACGCGGGGAGUGCGUGCGUAUCGAACGGGGGCACCGUGUACGGUGGUGAGACUCCGCACAAGGUACAGCAGCACCAACAUGAGGGGCUGCUGCCCGUCGUGAGUGAGUGUGGUGGCAACAAGAGUGCAGCAGCUAGUGCGGCAAAUAACAAUAAUAACAAUACAAUCAACAAUUACACCGUGAGCGGUGGGAAGAAAGUGAACAGUGAGGCGGUGGUGUGCGAACAAGGGGGCCCCGUGCGUGUCGCGAAUCAGCCAGAGGGUCCGGCUGUGUCGAUUGUGUCGAAUAUGCCAAAGAAUAGCAAUGAGCCUGUGAAGGUUGUGUACCCCACGUCGGCGACCGUUGUCGGUGGUCUCGGUGGCCAAACCUCCGGCGCCCCCACCGUCCUUAAUAUGAACAAUCGUGUCACAUUCACGGGUCAAACAUUGCCGAACGGGACCAUAAGUCUGUCGCCAAUCACCACCACCCAGGCAACAAUUAUGCAGGCAACGGCCAACGCCAAGGCGCCCCAGACAACGCAGAACCAAUCCCAAGCAUCUCAGUCGCAGCAAUCGACGAUAGUUAUUAAGAAUCAGGGCACCAUGGCGCCCGGAAUUACCUCAGCGCCACCCGGAAUGGUCACAAUGACCAAGACAAUCAAUCAGGCCACAUCUCAGAAUAUUGUGGCAACACCAACAAUGCUGCCCGCCAGUGUACAGAUAGUCAAUAUGCGUCCCGGAACACCAUCGCAGGCACAGCAAAAAUCCGUCGCAGCUAUACCGCCGCGAGUUGUUCUCGGGGGUACGCAAAUGCUGGGCGCCAGACCCGCCAAUUCAGCUAUAACUCUGAGUGCGCUACAGAACUUAAAUGCUGGACAAUCGGGUCCGGCUUUACUGCUAAAAACGGAAACUGGUCAGUAUCAAUUGUUACGCGUGGGACCAGCACCUGCGACCCCGGUGACGCCCACAUUGGGCGCCACGGCGGCAUCUGCCAAUCAAACGAUUCGCUUGCAAACCGUCCCGGCUCCAUCGCUGACAACAACAACGGCCAAUUUGGUGGUCAACACAACGGCGUCAUCGGCAAUUUCGGGGCAACAGACGCAAAUCUUGUCCACGCAGACAUCACAAGUUCCUCCACCUGUUGCCUCCGUAGCCCCCGUACCGGCAUUAGCCACGCAAAAUACCGCCACGGCGGUCGUUGUGACGGCAAAUGCGACACCGUCAAAUCAAAAUUUGCACAAUACCAAAGAGAAGUGUCGCAAAUUCCUGGCAAAUCUGCUCGAAUUGUCGAGCCGGGAGCCAAAGACGGUGGAACGGAAUGUCCGGACGCUCAUACAGGAGCUAAUUGAUGCCAAUGUGGAGCCAGAGGAGUUUUGUGAUCGUCUCGAGCGUCUUCUUAAUGCGAGUCCGCAACCCUGUCUCAUUGGCUUCCUCAAGAAGAGCCUCCCGUUGCUUAGACAGUCACUUGUUAAGAAGGAAUUGGUGAUUGAGGGCAUCAAACCACCACCACACAAUGUUGCCUUUUCCGGCACAACAACAAUUACUACAAAUAUUCCGGCGUCGGUACGUCCCAUUGGGCAAACGAUCGUCUCGGGGGUCACAACGCUCCCUACGCAGGUACGAAUGGUGACCCCAACGGGUCCCCGGCCGAUGCAGACGACGAUAACACGGCAUGCGGCACCUGUGCGAAUUCAGACGCCAAUUAGUACUACCGGACCGCGACUCACGGGUGGUACAGUGGCGCAAAUUCGUCCGGGUGGCAAUGCCAUUGUCCAGACGGCUGGUGCAAUUCAGUCAACGCCUCCCGCGCUGCAUCCUGUUAGCUCGACACCAUCUCAGACUGUUUUUUCAGCUGCAGCACAGAUCCGGACACCGACGACGAUAACGCGCCCCCAGACAGCCGUACAGAUACGUACGACAGCACCAAUGGUGAGGACAGCCGGUGGCAGUGCCACGAAGGGGGCGACGCAGAUAAAGAUCGGUGCUACGCAGAUAAAGCAAAUAACCCCAAGUGCAGCCUCAUCGGGAGCCACGGUGCUCAAUAGUGGGAGUAGUACGGUGGGUGGGCAGCCCAAGACGCCGGCUGUGAAGUCCCAAAGUGGGGCUCAGGGGCAAAAAAGUGCUGCAGCCGCGGCGAAGGAUAAGGAGAAGAAAGCGGCGAAUUUCUAUCAGCAAUCCUCGCUGUCAAUGUCCUCCUCAAUGUAUGGGGAUGACGAUAUAAAUGAUGUGGCGGCGAUGGGGGGUGUCAAUUUAGCGGAGGAGACGCAACGUAUUCUGGGAUCGACAGAGCUCAUUGGGACGCAAAUCCGAUCGUGCAAGGAUGAGGUUUUUCUGCACAUGCCGGUGCUGCAGAAUGUUAUUAGGACGAUUGUGGCGAAGCAUGGCCUCGAGGAGCCCAGCAAUGAGGUGGCGGUGCUCAUCUCGCACGCCACGCAGGAGCACCUCAAGAAUAUUGUGGAGAAAUUGGCUGUGAUUGCCGAGCACAGAAUUGACGUUAUCAAGCUCGAUCCUCGGUACGAAGUGACAAAAGACGUGAGGGGUCAGAUAAAAUUCCUUGAAGAAUUGGAUAAAGCAGAACAGAAGCGCCAUGAAGAGCAGGAACGUGAAAUGCUGUUGAGAGCUGCAAAAUCGAGAUCGAAAACAGAAGAUCCCGAACAGGCAAAACUCAAAGCAAAAGCGAAAGAAAUGCAGCGAGCAGAAAUGGAGGAGCUGCGUCAGAGAGAUGCAAAUCUGACGGCAUUGCAGGCAAUUGGACCAAGGAAAAAGCCUCGGCUUGAUGGGGAGAUUUCCUCAACAACAGUGGCUGGUGCUUCUGGUGCGGGAUCUACGGGAAUGGCAUCAACGCCACUACGUCCGCGGAUAAAGCGCGUAAAUAUGCGCGAUAUGCUGUUUUAUUUGGAGCAGGAGAAGGAUACGUGUAGGAGUCGAAUGCUUUACAAAGCUUACCUCAAGUGAUGGACAAUUUGGACCACAAAUCUCAGAUGUUUCGGUGCAAUGAUGAUGUGCGGAGGUGCAGCAAUGCGAUGAGAAUCGUCGUCACAACACGCGCACAAUGGGAAAAAAAAUUCAAAAAAAAAACUAAAAGCAGAAUAAUGAAGCAGAAGGAGGAAAAAAGGAACAAAUGAUUGAGGAAAUAUUGAAGAGAGGCGCGUGUAGGAGGAACAAAUCUUUUUUUUUUUAUUACAAAUUUUAAUUCUCCUUCACGCAAAAACCAUCUCAAAGGAUUCUCACAGAGUUGUGUGCAAAAAAAAAAAGAAAAGAGGAAAACUUCAAGGAUAUUUUUUUGUUAUUCACAUUGUGGUGUUGAGUGUGUUGUGCAAAAAACCAAGAAGAGGAGAGAGAGAGAAAUCACUGAGACGAGGAAAAACUGAGAAGAAAUCACGUUGAUUUUCCACACUUCUGUUGUCCAUCUUGUAUAGAAAUUAAAAUGUUCUUUAAACUUUAUUUUUUAUUAAGGAUAUUCUGAGACUAUUUCUUUGUUUGGAAAUUCUGUUUUUAUAUAAAAGAAAAAGAAAAUGUUUUCACCAUUUUUUGGCGAAUUUUCAACAAGCAAAGGGUGUUUCAAAUAAAACGCGUAUAAAAAUUGAUGAAGUUUUUUUCUUUCUGAAAAUUAUUGGAUCAAAUCUUUUGAUCAGAAAAUUUUGUUUUUGGUCAGAAGAAUAUUUAGUUUUGGUCAGAAAAAUCUGCUAUUUUGAUCAGGAAAAUGAGACAUUCGAUCAGGAUAGAAAACAAUUGAACAGUGAAAUUGGUUCAUGAUCAGAAGCUCAUUGAUGCACCUGUGGGUACGGGAAGACCCAAAAAUCCAUUCUGAUUUGCUCUAAAAUCAACAGGAGAGUCAGAAACGGAAUAUUCUUCUGAUCAAAAAAAAAAAAAAAAAAUGGGACCCAAAAUUGUUCAGUUGGCAGCCUUGAAAUUUUGACUGAAUGGAUUGAGGUUAGAAUAUGAUUGGUAGGCAUUAUGACUUAUUUUCCAGGUCGAAACGUUUUUUUUUCAAUGAUUUUUUGGGAUUUUCAUAACUAAAUCAUUGCCUUUCAGUUUCCGGAAAAUGUUUUUUUCAUGUUUUAAUUGCUCAGUAUUCUACAUUUUGCAAAUUCUGAUAGAUGAAAUAAUGAGCGAGAAGAAUACAUUCGAUAUGACGCUAACUAAAGCCUGACUAAUUGUAUUUAAAAAAUAUCUAUUUAAAACCUUGGAAAGAUAGGGAUAGAUCUUUGGUCUUGCUUUUUCUGGAAAACAUUUACAUUAAUAUUUAAAUUUUGUUUUUCAAAUGAAACCGAGACCAUAAAUCUAGAUUAAUUAUCUUUCCUAGAGUUUCUGCUUUUCUAUAAACGGUAAUUUUAUCUCAAACCCAAUUUAUUUUCCAUUAAAAGGAAUUAAGUUUCCGUUUAUCAAAGAAAAUAAUUGAUUAUUGACUAUUAGCUAAUAGCAGCCAUCUUGAUAAUUCUGACAUUAGCUCUGCAUUGAUAGUUUUGACACAUCUCUUGUUGACAGCCUGUCAAAAAUUCAGGGAUACCAACUAAACAAAAAAAAAACUUCAUUGAAAAUAAAAUUUAUGCGUUUAAUAUGAAACAUCCUGUGAAAUUCCUUUUUUAAUAACUUUCUUCUUAAUUUUCACUUUGGGAUUUUUUAUUUAAUCAAUGAUUUUUGCAAAGUAUUCGACAUAAAAAUAUUUUCACAAAGUAAAAUAGGAAAAAAAGGUUUCAGGCUCUAAAUGUUAAAUUGAAAAGAAAAAAAAUGUUGUUUUUGGUGGAAAAAAAAAUGAAAUUCUGUGUUUUCAAGCCAAUAAUUAUAAGGAAAAGAAAAACUCGAUAAAUCUUAUCCACAAAUUCACGUAAAAAUCCCAGCUUUUCAUAUUAGAAAAAACUUUAAUAUUUAAUUUUUAUUUUAAAAGAAAAUUCGACGUUGUAAAGAUAAAAAAAUGGAGAAAUUACAGAUAAAAAAUUCUAAAAUUUGUCGUGCUGUGAUUCAUAAAACAAGAGGAAGAAUGGAAAAAAUAUGUUUUAACAAAAAUAUUAAAAUGAUGAAAGAACAUUAAUUAAACCCAUUUUAAGUGCGUAUUUGAGUGACUUUGCGAACGGGGAGAGGCGUUUAAUAUAAUUUUUAAGGCACACAUUGUGGGAAAAAAUACAUAAAAUUAAAAAAAAAAAAACAAAAUAAAAAUGCAAAUUGUGAAUUUUAAGAAAUAAAAAUCGAAUUAUUUAGGAUGAUUUUAGGUGAUUCUUAACAAAAUUAUAAGCAAACAAAUGUUAAUUCAGACCACAAGUUUUAUUGGAGAAACUGCAGAAGAGGAGGAAAGUAUCGAGAAAUUAUGAUUUUUCUUUUAUUAAGGACAUUGAUAUUUUUAAAUAGAAAAUUUAGGCAGAUUUUCUUUUUGAAAUUUAACUUAAGAAAGAAAGUAAUAAUAAAAACUAUGAACAAAAUCAAAUACAAAUCUUUUUAAUGUUUCUACUUCAAAGUUCUUCAAACUGCAAUGGAAAGAGAAAGAAAUCAUUUGAAAAAUAAAUAAAGGAGAUCAAGGAAUUCUUUAGCAAUGAAAAAGAGAGUUAAAAAAAAGGAAAAAAAAACUUUCCUGACCGUUAUUCGAUCCCGGGUUAUUUGGAUCAGAAUUCGAGUACUCUAUCCAUUGUACCAGUAAAAAAUUCCAAGCUCUCGUAAAGAAGAAAGACAUUAAAUUUCCCUUUUAGGUUUUAACUGUCUUUAACAAUUUUUAUCUUUUUUUUAAACCCGUUUUCAGUCACUUUCGGAUUCUAGACAAAACUAGAAAAAUUUUUUUCCUUAACAAAAAUUAAAUCAUUUCUUGGUACAAUCUUCUAAUUAAUUCUUCUGCAGGGAAAAAAAAUAUCACAAGAAAAAAUUCAAAACGAACGAGAAGGAAAAAAUUGAGCUAAAAAGUCCCCAAUUAUUGUAAAAAAAAAUUCUAGCUUAAAAUUAAUGCAAGAAAAAUACAAAAAAAAAACGUUCUUAUGGAAGCGAAGAGAAGAAAUGAAAAACUUACUGUAUAAAGAACAUUUAAAAAAAAUAGUUGAUAAAUGAGAGAAAAAUGUAAAUAUUAGCUGCGAUAGAGUGAAAUGAGAGAAAAGAGAGAGAGAGAGAGAGAGAGUAAAUUAUGAAAGAGAGUUGGUUUGCAAAACCGACUGUUUUUUUUUUUUUAGUUUUUUAAUUAGAUGAAUGAUUCUGAUUUAGCAAUUUAUUAAUUUUUAUGUUUUGAAGGAUAAUUUGUAGGUUUUUUUUUCAAUUUUACAGCAGAGCCCACAUUUUUUUGUUCUUUAUAUUUUUGCAAUUUCAAUAGAACAGAAAAGUGAAAUAAUUUAUAAGAAAAAAGAAAGAAAGAAAGGAAACUUACCAAAAUAGAAAACAAAAAAAAAUGUGGAGAAAAAUAGUUAAUGAAUUUCUUAUAAAAAAAAAUAUGAAUUAAAAUUACAUACACAAUCUCUAAAGUUAAGGCAAUAAAUUUUAUCAUUCACACAGACACACACACCCAUGGAAGUCUCAUAAAAAGUUUAAAAAUAGAAGAGAAAAAAAUGUAUUUAUUAUAUAAAAAAAAUGAAAAGAAAAUAAAGAAAAAAUCCCGGAAAAUUCCACGAAAAAAAAAUACAGAAAUGUGUUCAAUACAACUACAAAUUGGAAAAGUUAAUGCUUUUAUACGAAAACAUAGAAAAUAAAAAAAAAAAAUAAUAAAGGGGAAAAAUAAAUUAUUAAAGAAAAAAAAUCAUUAAAUAAACUCUCUAAACAAUGGCAGAAAAAUCAUCUUUCUUUUUUUGAUAUUUCCAAAUAUUUCUCCUUAUAAAUAUUAAAACAAAAAAACAUUAAAUGAAAUCCAAAUAAAUAAAAAAAAACAUUCACUGUAAAAAGGAAAAACAAUUUUUUUAAGAAAAAAAAACUAACUAUUGAAGUAAAUGUGUAUAAAAAAAAAAGAAAUUUAUUAGCAAAUUUAAGGGGUGGACAAGAGAAAUAUUAAAUUAUAACAUAAAUUAUUAAAAGAAAUAUGAGAAAAUGUGAGGAAAAAAAGUAAAACAAAAGUUACGUAAUUUAUAAUUUAAAGAAAAAACUAAACACCAACUCAUAUCUAAUUAAAAAAGAAAAGAAUGAUAAAGAGAAAAUAAUAGUAAUAAAAAAAAUCGGAGGAAUUAUAAAAAUAAAAAAAUGCAUUAAAUAAAGAUGAGAAAAAUAGAGAAAUUUCAUAUUAAAAAACAAAUUCGUACAAUUUGCGUUAGAAAGUGAGAGAUGAUUUAUAAUUUCUUUUAUGUCUUUUAGUUGAUAGUUUAAUUAAAUGUAACCGAAGAUAAAAUGGUAAGAAUUUCAAAAAUCAGUUAAUAAAUUUUUUCAUGUAAACUUUUUCA